AAACGUUUCGCUGUGGCACUUUACCAAAGGAGCGGGAACCCGUGGUGGGUGUGUGACGGUGACGCCUUCACUGAUCCCAAUCCGACAACGUGCAAUGGUUGGUGGCUUUUCGAAUAUUGCAUUGGAGACUGAUGUUAUAUUUGGAGUUGUGUGAAGAUGUCAGAUCAGCAGCAGUUGCUGGAGGUUCUCAAGAAGGAGCUGCGGUCUCUUCUGAUUUCUUCCAAAAAUAGUUUGACUCCUGCUGAGCUUGAAAAAGAUUACCAAACCAUGAUGGGAAAGCGGCUGCCUUGGAGUGCUUUAGGUUACAAGUCUGUUCUGGAGCUUGUGUCCAACAUACCAGAUACUAUCAAAGUUCACUCGUGUGCAGAUGGCACCAUCCUCCUGAAAGGCAUUGGUAAUGAAACAACAAAAGGAAUUGAAGAGUUGGUGGCAAAAGCAAAGGUCUCCACCAAGACCAAAUGUAACUUGAGAAAAACUAGAUACGAGCUUGCACAGAAGCAGAAUAUCCUGCCUAGGAGGUGCAAUACCACCCCAGUUUUACCCGCAUUAGUGAAAUGUGAACUUCGAGAGCUGGUGGCAUCCUUUCCCCAUGGUGUUCUGCUGUCUGAUUUUGACAGGUCAUUUUUGAAAAAGUACGGAAGGCCAUUUCAGUACACACAGUAUGGAUUUUACUCCUUGCAGGAAGUUCUCAAAGUAAUUUCGGAAGAUGUCAAGAUCCAACAGACACGCCUGGGUUCCCUGCUGUUACUGAGAAACAGAAACAGUGGAAGUCUACUGAAGCAAGGUAAACCAUCCAAGCAGUCCUUUCAGACCAAUGAAAAUAAAGCAAAGGCAAUAACCAUGCAACCGACCCCCAGCAAAACACCCACAAAUAAACAGACUUUAUCACAUUUGAGACUGGAAAAUAUACCAGAUACUGCUUCAGACACAGAAUAUUUUGACAGAGAUCUGGACAAGCUUGUAGAAGGCUUGAGGACUGUACUUGUAGAAAAAGGGGUCGGAGGGACCAUGGAUUCAAAUGUGAAGGAGAAAAUUCGAUUUACUGUAGCACAAAGACCCAAUGGAUUAUUGGCAUCCAAGCUUCCCAUGGAAUAUAAGAAUAUUUUUGGAGUGGACCUUCCCUUAAAGGAACUUGGCUUCUAUAGCGUGACUGAACUUGUUGGUGCCUUAAAUGACAUCUUCUAUGUGGAACGUGACUCCAUAAAUCAGGAUUGGCUAGUCGUUGACAUCAGGCACUCUAAUCUACUUCAAAACCAAGAGAAAUCACAGUUCAACAAAACCAGUUCAUUGCUGAAUGCAGGCUGGAAGAAGCCCAUUAUUGAAGGAAGUAUGGAGCCUCAAAAGAACAGUGAUAUUAAAACAAUUAGCUUAGAAAUGUUCAAUUGCUCAUCAAAAUUUGAAAUGCCACCAGAUGCUGUACAGGAUGGAAUUCUGUACAAGCUACCAGAGCUGGAGGAAAACUCCUUUGCAUGUGUGUUUGUAGAAAGUGUGACUUCACCCAGCCAAUUUUAUAUCCGUUUCUAUGGAGAAAGGACCUCUGUGAUGCUCGAAGAUCUGAUGAUUGAGAUGAGACGAUGCUAUUCCUAUGAGGAGGUCUCAGAACGCUAUAUGAUGCCAAAUUCAUUUAUUCAGCCAGGACAAGUAUGUUGUGUGCGGAACCCUGAUGAUGUAUGGUGGUACCGUGUUAUUAUCCAUCAGGUGCUGGAUGAAAAACAGGUGGAAGUCUACUAUGUAGACUUUGGUGAUAUUUCUCUUGUGGAAAGAUCCAGACUGAGAUUCCUCAAAUGUUGUUAUUCAAAGCUUCCUGCCCAAGGAAUUCCAUCAACCCUUAUGUGGCUGCAACCAGUUGAGGAUGAUUGGAGCACAGCUGCUAAAAAUCAGUUCCUGAGAUUUUGUGGGAAACAACCAUUGGUGGCCUUGAUUUGUGGAUACAUUGAUAAUGUACUGCACCUGUUCCUUUGCGAUACCUCCACAGAUGAAGAUAUUUAUAUUAAUGAUGUUCUUAAGAAAGCUGGCCAUGCUGAGCCCUGCCUUACAAUUAACACUAAUAAGGGAUUUGGGCGAUUUAAUCCAGCUACCCAGUAUUUGAAAAAUAUGCCAUCAAAAAUGGAGUCUACGACAAAGCCACUUGAAAGAAAACCUAAAUCCCCCACUGCAGAAGGACACCACAAAAGUUUAGACAUCUCAGCAAAUGAGAACAAUAAACAGGAUUUUGAAUUGCUAGCAUUUGAUUUACCAAAUCUAGAACCAUAUCCAGUUGGCUCUACUAGUUCAGUUGAAGAUUUUCCCAAAUCUUCGAAAACAUCUGCACUAGGAUCAGCCGAAGAAGCUGAACGCAAUGGACUUUCGGCACCUGAUGAGAUGGAGAAGGGAAAACAAUGGAAAAAGGAAGACCAGUGCUCUGAGUCAUUGAACAGUAUGGAUUAUCUCCAGAGUUCAGAGGCAAAGUUAAAAUCACAAGAUGAGUUCUACAUCUCAAUAAUUGACUCCAGGCCAUCCACAGAACCAUCUGGUGCUGACGUUCCAGUGCAUGCCCAUCCUGAUGAAAUUUUCAAGUCAGGGGAGGCUCAGCCCUGUGUAAAUAAAGGUAACAAGAAAGUCCACCAGUCUUUUGCUGAGACUACCUUCUAUUCUAGGCAAUCCUGCUUAUGA
Messenger RNA from Pristis pectinata (smalltooth sawfish), 2652 nucleotides. Its product is annotated as tudor domain-containing protein 5-like. NCBI's taxonomy places the organism in Eukaryota, Metazoa, Chordata, Chondrichthyes, Rhinopristiformes, Pristidae. The record is from RefSeq and is a predicted model, not a curated record. The transcript is spliced from 17 exons. Gene Ontology annotation, biological process: spermatogenesis. Bases 157 to 2652 code for a protein of 831 amino acids.